Molecule: messenger RNA, 1419 nt
Organism: Chinchilla lanigera (long-tailed chinchilla)
Lineage: Eukaryota; Metazoa; Chordata; Mammalia; Rodentia; Chinchillidae
Exons: 2
Coding region: 1-825 (274 amino acids)
Source: RefSeq, a predicted model, not a curated record
AUGGGGCUUUGCGGCAGCCGCGGGGGCGGGGCGGGGCCUCGUGGACGCGCGACCGCCGAGCGGGGGAGGUGCGGGGGCUCGCGUCAGCUCGGCCGUGGGGGGAGGGGCGGUGCCUCAGCUUUGGCGCGCGUGGGGGCGGUGAGGCGCGGGGUGGGGUCUCGGGGGGCGGCGGCUGCUGCCUCUUUUUUGCUGCGCUGCUUGGGGUGCGCCUUUGUGGCGCUGGGGUCCCGGCAGCGCGGGGGAGAUGGGGGUCCAGUUGCUGAAGUCCCGAGGGCGGAGCGCGCUGGUUCGCCUCCGCGGGUGCUCUGCCGGGUCCCCUGCUGGAGCGAGGUGGACGCCGCGAAAGCCCGGAGGGCCCCUGCCUGCCUGCUCGGCCCCUUGGGCGUGUGUGGCGCUGGGGAACGAGCCGGGGCCCUCGCUCUGACCUGGCUGCCCAGCUCUUUGUGGGUUUUUUUGAGACAGGGUCUGGCUAACUCACUAGAUCGCCUGGCUGGGCUCACACUUGAUCCUCCUGCCUCAGCCUCCUACUGUGGGGAUUACAGGCGUCCUCCACCACGUUGGCGCCGUCAAGCUGCCCGCCCGUGCUGGCUCGUGUCCCCCCUGGCGACCCGGGCCGCCGUGGGUUCCGCUGCGCGUCCUGCGGCUGCGCCCCCGGAGUCCGCGGACCGGGUGGCCACGAAAUGCUUCUCAAGGCAGGCACCGCGGUUGGGGCAUGCCUGUGGUCCAACACUCUGGGAGGCUGAGGCGGGAGGAUCGAAAGUUCCAGCCCAGCCUGGGCACUUUCUCGACUUACUUGGAGUCCCUGUCUCAAAACGUAAAAGGUGAGUCGGGGGCUGGGGUUGUAGCCCAGGACAAUAAAAUUUAUAGCAUAAUGCUUGGCUCAAUAAAUAGUUGUUUUAUUAUUUGUGCCAUAUCAAAACCCACCAGAUGGCUCCCCCGAGGUGAUAAAUUGAGGUGCUGUAUGAGAUAAUAGGCAGAUAAAACAACUAAGAUAAAAACAGAGUGUGGCCUCAGCCUGUCUGGAUUUCAUGAGCAACUUCUGUGACUUAACCAAAAAAUUAGAAUGUUAUCUGAUGCUUGUGGCCUGGGCAGCAGUCCUGACAUUACCUAGAUGCCCAUGUCCAGGCUCUUCCUAAGCAAAUUGUUUAGAUUGAGUUUUAAAAAGGGCUUUGAAACCUGGCACGGUAGUGCAUACCUCAUAAUCUCAUUACUUGGGAGGCUGAGGCAGGAGGAGCCCCUAAAAUUCAAGGCCAGCCUGGGUUACAUAGUGAGUGCAAGAUCAGCCGAAACUAUAUAUUGUGACCUGUCUCAAAAAGCCAAAAUAAAAACAACCCAAAAGGAGACAGUAGCUUAGUGGUACCGGACUUGCUCUGGGCUUGAACCCCAGCACCAGAAAAAAAUAAAAUUCAAACUCCUACA